CAUGAAUAGAUAAUAGUAAUAAAGACAUUCUCGUUAAAAUUGCUAAAUUUGCCACAAGUCUGUACAAUCUAAUCGAUUGGUAUUUUAUUAAUCUACUCAAGCUUACACAUUAAACACAAUGCUUAAUGUAAUAAAGAUAAAGAAGAACUUAGUAAUAACAAUAAUAAGAAUAAAGACCAUAAUAUUAUUAACAAUAAAGGUAACCUUAAUAGCGAAUUAAUAAUUCUCAUAAUUAUAAUAGAAAUUAUAAUAUCCAACAUACUCAAGAUAGUUCUGAUAGUGAUGAUGAAGGAAUGCUUCAAUUCCCUAAUUUUAAUUGUAAUUCAAUUUUUAAACUAUAGAAAUUUUUGGGCCCAAUUCUUAAUUUUAAAGAUCUAUGGAAAACAUGAGACAUUAAAUGAAUGAAGCUUUCAAUAUUAAGUAUAAAUUUAUACAUAUCCUAGUUUAAAUUUUGGCUCAGAUUCAUUUUAAUUUAAUCUAAAUACUAAUAUAGGCUAAAGAUAGCAUAUCUAAAUACGAAACAUAGGCCCAUAGAUUCAAGUCUAAUAAUUUUUUAAUGUACCAAAUGUUCAAUUCUUAUAUGAUAAUGAUGAUGAUGAUGACGAGGAUGAUUAUGAAAAUUAAUAUUAUCAAAAUUAGGAUCCAGAAAAUGAAGAAAGAAGACAACCUUAACCCAUGAGUUCAAGUGAAAUUAAACAGAUACCAACAUCAAAAUAUAAACCGAACUAGAAAAAUUUAAAUUGUGUUGUUUGCAUGCUUGAUUUUAAAAAAUCUGAAAAUGUGAAGUAAAGAGUUUUAAUUAUAAAAUAUUAGAAUAUUAGAUUGUCUACAUUAAUUUCAUGCUAAGUGUAUAGAUUAAUGGUUGAAGUAGAAAGGAGAAUGUCCUAUUUGCAGACACUAAUUAAAUUGAAUAAUUUGCAC
Molecule: messenger RNA, 921 nt
Organism: Paramecium sonneborni
Lineage: Eukaryota; Ciliophora; Oligohymenophorea; Peniculida; Parameciidae
Source: the annotation of a GenBank genome assembly